AGCACGUGCAUACUAGAAUGGCGUAUGGGAAAAUACGGGAGCGUCUGCUCCUUAUACUAAGUUCUAUCGCGUGCAUUACUUUAGUUCAGUGCGGACGUGCAGUACAAUUGUCUAAAAAUGAAGACGCAAAUGAUGGUGGCAAAAUGAUAUCAGAACAAAGUCUGUUUGACCACGACGGAUAUGAGACUUUACCUGAUUUUGAAUAUCUCGGUGGUGACGCCAUUGUUUCUGGGCAAGUCAGUUCUUCUGAAGCAGCCUGGUAUGCCAUGUCUCCAAAGUUGAGGUGUGGUGACGAUUUUAUGAAGGUGCAGCUCAGUGGUCCUGAAGUAGCACAAAUUGAACUUUGUCAAGAUAAUGGGGCAGCUGUUCCCCUAAAUGAGUUGCCACCUCACUGUGGAUCUACCAUACCCACUUACGGAGGUGUUACCUAUGCUACCCCCUAUGAUGGAUGUGGUGUUGCACAACAGGGAGGGAGUUAUGUGAUGCAGAUGCAAUGGCAGGGUAGCCGUGCAGUCAUUUCUUGUCCCAUGACCUCUACAACUGCAAAUGAAACCUUCAUAGGACCUCAUUCUGCUAAAUAUCCACAACUUCUGCUUCCACUUUAUCCUGAUAAAUUUACUCCACAAAAAAGUACAAUGCCAGAACCAUCUGCAGCACACAAACCUCCACCUUAUGGGUACCCUGAAGUGUUUCCACAAGCAGGGAAACCUCUAUCAGAUGCCCAAGUACCAAACCAGAAACCUCAGUUUCCAAAGGAUCCCCAUAUGAUGUGGCCAUAUCCCAUAGCUAAACCAGGAGGGAAACUUCCAUCAGAUGCCCAAGUGCCAAACCAGAAACCUCCAUUUCCAAAGGACCCCCAUAUGAUGUGGCCAUAUCCCUACUCCCAAUCCCAGUAUCCUGGUAAGGGCUAUCCCACAGCUGAGCCUGCAGGGGAAUCUUCAACAGAUGACCAGGCACCAGACCAGAAACCUCAGUUUCCAAAGGAUCCCCAUAUGAUGUGGCCAUAUCCCAUAGCUAAACCAGGAGGGAAGCUUCCAUCAGAUGCCCAAGUGCCAAACCAGAAACCUCCAUUUCCAAAGGACCCCCAUAUGAUGUGGCCAUAUCCCUACUCCCAAUCCCAGUAUCCUGGUAAGGGCUAUCCCACAGCUGAGCCUGCAGGGGAAUCUUCAACAGAUGACCAGGCACCAGACCAGAAACCUCAGUUUCCAAAGGAUCCCCAUAUGAUGUGGCCAUAUCCCAUAGCUAAACCAGGAGGGAAGCUUCCAUCAGAUGCCCAAGUGCCAAACCAGAAACCUCCAUUUCCAAAGGACCCCCAUAUGAUGUGGCCAUAUCCCUACUCCCAAUCCCAGUAUCCUGGUAAGGGCUAUCCCACAGCUGAGCCUGCAGGGGAAUCUUCAACAGAUGACCAGGCACCAGACCAGAAACCUCAGUUUCCAAAGGAUCCCCAUAUGAUGUGGCCAUAUCCCAUAGCUAAACCAGGAGGGAAGCUUCCAUCAGAUGCCCAAGUGCCAAACCAGAAACCUCAGUUUCCAAAGGACCCCCAAAUGAUGUGGCCAUAUCCCUACUCCCAAUCCCAGUAUCCUGGUAAGGGCUAUCCCACAGCUGAGCCUGCAGGGGAAUCUUCAACAGAUGACCAGGCACCAGACCAGAAACCUCAGUUUCCAAAGGACCCCCAUAUGAUGUGGCCAUAUCCCAUAGCUAAACCAGGAGGGAAGCUUCCAUCAGAUGCCCAAGUGCCAAACCAGAAACCUCAGUUUCCAAAGGACCCCCAAAUGAUGUGGCCAUAUCCCUACUCCCAAUCCCAGUAUCCUGGUAAGGGCUAUCCCACAGCUGAGCCUGCAGGGGAAUCUUCAACAGAUGACCAGGCACCAGACCAGAAACCUCAGUUUCCAAAGGAUCCCCAUAUGAUGUGGCCAUAUCCCAUAGCUAAACCAGGAGGGAAGCUUCCAUCAGAUGCCCAAGUGCCAAACCAGAAACCUCAGUUUCCAAAGGACCCCCAAAUGAUGUGGCCAUAUCCCUACUCCCAAUCCCAGUAUCCUGGUAAGGGCUAUCCCACAGCUGAGCCUGCAGGGGAAUCUUCAACAGAUGACCAGGCACCAGACCAGAAACCUCAGUUUCCAAAGGAUCCCCAUAUGAUGUGGCCAUAUCCCAUAGCUAAACCAGGAGGGAAGCUUCCAUCAGAUGCCCAAGUGCCAAACCAGAAACCUCCAUUUCCAAAGGACCCCCAUAUGAUGUGGCCAUAUCCCUACUCCCAAUCCCAGUAUCCUGGUAAGGGCUAUCCCACAGCUGAGCCUGCAGGGGAAUCUUCAACAGAUGACCAGGCACCAGACCAGAAACCUCAGUUUCCAAAGGAUCCCCAUAUGAUGUGGCCAUAUCCCAUAGCUAAACCAGGAGGGAAGCUUCCAUCAGAUGCCCAAGUGCCAAACCAGAAACCUCCAUUUCCAAAGGACCCCCAUAUGAUGUGGCCAUAUCCCUACUCCCAAUCCCAGUAUCCUGGUAAGGGCUAUCCCACAGCUGAGCCUGCAGGGGAAUCUUCAACAGAUGACCAGGCACCAGACCAGAAACCUCAGUUUCCAAAGGAUCCCCAUAUGAUGUGGCCAUAUCCCAUAGCUAAACCAGGAGGGAAGCUUCCAUCAGAUGCCCAAGUGCCAAACCAGAAACCUCCAUUUCCAAAGGACCCCCAUAUGAUGUGGCCAUAUCCCUACUCCCAAUCCCAGUAUCCUGGUAAGGGCUAUCCCACAGCUGAGCCUGCAGGGGAAUCUUCUACAGAUGACCAGGCACCAGACCAGAAACCUCAGUUUCCAAAGGACCCCCAUAUGAUGUGGCCAUAUCCCAUAGCUAAACCAGGAGGGAAACUUCCAUCAGAUGCCCAAGUACCAAACCAGAAACCUCAGUUUCCAAAGGACCCCCAAAUGAUGUGGCCAUAUCCCUACUCCCAAUCCCAGUAUCCUGGUAAGGGCUAUCCCACAGCUGAGCCUGCAGGGGAAUCUUCUACAGAUGACCAGGCACCAGACCAGAAACCUCAGUUUCCAAAGGACCCCCAUAUGAUGUGGCCAUAUCCCUACUCCCAAUCCCAGUAUCCUGGUAAGGGCUAUCCCACAGCUGAGCCUGCAGGGGAAUCUUCUACAGAUGACCAGGCACCAGACCAGAAACCUCAGUUUCCAAAGGACCCCCAUAUGAUGUGGCCAUAUCCCAUAGCUAAACCAGGAGGGAAACUUCCAUCAGAUGCCCAAGUGCCAAACCAGAAACCUCCGUUUCCAAAGGACCCUCAUAUGAUGUGGCCAUAUCCCAUAGCUAAACCAGGAGGGAAACUUCCAUCAGAUGCCCAAGUGCCAGACCAGAAACCUCCAUUUCCAAAGGACCCCCAAAUGAUGUGGCCAUAUCCCUACUCCCAAUCCCAGUAUCCUGGUAAGGGCUAUCCCACAGCUGAGCCUGCAGGGGAAUCUUCUACAGAUGACCAGGCACCAGACCAGAAACCUCAGUUUCCAAAGGACCCCCAUAUGAUGUGGCCAUAUCCCAUAGCUAAACCAGGAGGGAAACUUCCAUCAGAUGCCCAAGUGCCAAACCAGAAACCUCAGUUUCCAAAGGACCCCCAAAUGAUGUGGCCAUAUCCCUACUCCCAAUCCCAGUAUCCUGGUAAGGGCUAUCCCACAGCUGAGCCUGCAGGGGAAUCUUCUACAGAUGACCAGGCACCAGACCAGAAACCUCAGUUUCCAAAGGACCCCCAUAUGAUGUGGCCAUAUCCCAUAGCUAAACCAGGAGGGAAACUUCCAUCAGAUGCCCAAGUGCCAAACCAGAAACCUCAGUUUCCAAAGGACCCCCAAAUGAUGUGGCCAUAUCCCUACUCCCAAUCCCAGUAUCCUGGUAAGGGCUAUCCCACAGCUGAGCCUGCAGGGGAAUCUUCUACAGAUGACCAGGCACCAGACCAGAAACCUCAGUUUCCAAAGGACCCCCAUAUGUGGCAGAAACCGCAUCCCCCAGUUUACCCUGGAAGUCUGUUCCCCCAGUAUAGCCAUUUUCCAGAUUAUUUGCAGCAGUUUUAUUCACAACACCCUGUGCAGCCUCUGAAAACCCCUACUGCACCACCUAUAACCACCACUCCUCAACCCUGUACUACAACUGCAGCUGCUGAAUGUGUUCCUUCUGCCAACCAGCCUCCCAAAGAGCCACCCCAAUACUAUAAACCACCCAGUUAUAUGCGUUAUGAAAAAGACCCCUUUGCACUUAAAUUUGUGGAUUUUUCCGAAAUUGAUCGCAAAUCCUUCCCAAGAAGUUGAGUACCAAGGAUGUCCAUUUAAGAUUAGGUUGGUAAUGUCAUCCAUGUGGCUUUGAAAAAAAAAAAAAAAGGUUUGCCUCCUGAUUUUAGUGCUAAUAUAGGUUGUAAAUGGGGUGACCGCAAAGUGACUCCUGUGCAUUUGUUUUGUCCUUGUACUCUGAAAUGAUUCAAUAAAUCAAAUGGUCAAA
Molecule: messenger RNA, 4464 nt
Organism: Carassius gibelio (silver crucian carp)
Lineage: Eukaryota; Metazoa; Chordata; Actinopteri; Cypriniformes; Cyprinidae
Product: basic proline-rich protein
Exons: 7
Coding region: 18-4277 (1419 amino acids)
Source: RefSeq, a predicted model, not a curated record